Messenger RNA from Colius striatus (speckled mousebird), 3692 nucleotides. It is a transcript of the gene UNC13D, whose product is annotated as unc-13 homolog D. The transcript is spliced from 32 exons. Lineage: Eukaryota; Metazoa; Chordata; Aves; Coliiformes; Coliidae. The record is from RefSeq and is a predicted model, not a curated record. The coding region runs from base 27 to 3227 and encodes 1066 amino acids.
CUCUGCCCCACACAGCCUCCCCAGAGAUGGAUGCCGCUGGCAAGACACCCGUGGGGACUCUCCCCGUGGGCGAAAGCUCUGAGAUGGAUCUGUCCCACCGCUUCUCCAAGAGAGAGCUGCUCCUGCUCUAUGAGGAGGUUCUUUACACCAUCCUGCACCGCCUGGGAAAGCCCCAGCACCACCACGUUGCAGACUCUCAGGAGCUCUAUGCCUAUGUGCAAAAGGCUUUCAGCAUGGAUGAGGAGGAGCACAGCAUCAUCAUGCAGCAGGUCAAGGAACUGGAGAGCCCGAUUUUCUGCUUGAAAGCAACUGUGAAGGAAGCCAAGGGGAUUCUGGGUAAAGAUGUCAGUGGGCUCAGUGACCCAUACUGCCUGCUGGGCAUUGAGGCCAGGAGCCAGGAAUCAGCCCACUCUGACCACAAGAAGAGGAUGAAGGCUGUGGUCAAAGACCUCAUCCCUGAAGACCAGAUCCAUCGCACACAAGUCAUAAGCCAGACCCUCAGCCCAGUGUGGGAUGAGACAUUUAUCCUGGAGUUUGAAGAUGUGGAGACAGCCAGCUUCCACCUGGACAUGUGGGACUCGGACGUGGUGGAGUCGGUGCGGCACAAGCUGGGGGAGCUGACGGACCUCCACGGCCUCAAACGGAUCUUUAAAGAUGCCCGCAAAGACAAAGGGCAGGAUGAUUUCCUGGGGAACGUGGUCCUUCGCCUGAAGGAUCUGCACUGCUGGAAUGACCAGUGGUACCAGCUGGAGCCACGGACAGAGACGUACCCCAACCGGGGACAGUGUCACCUGCAGUUCCUGCUGACUCACAAGAAGAGGGCCACCAGGAGCAGCCGGACACAGCCGAGCUACACUGUCCAUCGUCACCUCCUGCAGCAGCUGGUGUCCUACGAGAUCCUCCAGCACCAGGCUGGCAGCAUCUCCUGGGAUGGGGAGCUGAGCAGACACGCCAGCACUGUGCUCUACCUGCACGCCACGCAGAAGGACCUGUCCGACUUCCACCAGGUCAUGGCGCAGUGGCUGGCAUACAGCAAGCUCUACCAGAGCCUGGAGUUCAACAGCAACUGCCUCCUCCACCAGAUCACCAGCAUCGAGUACCAGUGGGUGCAGGAGCGCCUGAGGCCGGAGCAGAAAGCAGAGCUGGCUGAGUCCUUCCAGUCCCUGCUGACUUAUGGGGUCUCUCUCAUCCGGAGGUACCGCAUCAUUUUCCCCCUCUCUGUCCCGAGGUCCCGGGAGAGGCUCCAGUCUCUGCUCCGGGUCCUGGUUCAGAUGUGCAAAAUGAAAGCUUUCCGUGAGCUGUGCACCCUCAGCCCCCACCUUCCUGAGAUGGUGGCCAUAGCACUGAAGUCAGGCACGACAGAGUGGUUUCACAUGGAGAAGCAGCACCUCAAGCCCAUGCUGAAGAGCAUGGAGGAGAAUGGCAAAGCCUUGUCCAGACUCCUCCUGGAGGUGAUAGGAGAUCUCCAGCAGUGCCAGAAAAUCUGGAACAAAUUCUUCAUCAGCACCUUGAAGUUGAAUCUCUUCUCCAUUGCCUACCUGGAGCUGGAAAGCCUGGUUGCAGAGCACGUCCAGGAGCAGCUGCAUGAGCUCGACAGCAGCAUGUCCAAGCCCACGGCCGAGAGCCUUUUCCAGCUCUACAUGAACCUGCAGGAGCUCUAUCGGAUGAAGGACUUCCUCCCACAGAGGGAUGGACCCCUGGCUCUGAGCAAUUUCCACCAGUGGUUCAAGGAAGCUGUGCCACAGUGGCUGCAGAAGACCUACACCAUUGCACUGGAGAGGGCACAGAGAGCCAUCCAGAUGGACCAGCUGAUACCCUUUGGGGAGCACAACAAGCACAGCACAUCCACCGUUGACCUGUCCACCUGCUAUGCCCAGAUUGUGAAGACCUGGCAGCAGCUCAACUGGCCAGACCCCGAGGAAGCCUUCAUGAUCAUGGUGAAGCUCGUGGAGGACAUGUGCAGAAUUGCCCUGAUGUACUGUCGGCUCAUCAAGGAGAGGGCUGAGGCUCUGUCGCUGCGUGAGCAGAACGAGGGCGAGGCAGCCAACAGGCUCUGCAUCGUGGUGAACAACAUCAAGCAGCUGCGGCUGCUGGUGCUGAAGCUGCCGUCACAGCUGGAGUGGGAGCAGCUGGAGCGGCGCACAGGGGCCGCCAUCGACCCGCAGCAGAUCCAGCACACGCUGCACAACCAGCUCCACAGCACCGUCUCCUGCCUGGACCACGAGGUCCAGGACGUGGUGCAAGCCCUGGCCACCAAGCUAGAAAAGGGCAUUGCCAGGCACAUCCAGGAGCUCUCAUCUUCCAACAACACCCGGGAGCCUGAGGACUCCAUCAUCCCGCUCAUGAAGUUCCUGGAGUCGGAGCUGCAGUAUCUCAACGAGCACUUGGUCCAGGAGAACUUCAAAAGCCUCCUCGCUCUCCUCUGGCAUCACACCUUGGCCGUGCUGUCGGCAGCCACGGGCCAGCAGGUCCCCUCGGCCCAGCACUACAGGAAGCUGCACUGUGCCCUGAAGAGCCUGGAGCUGUGCUUCCACGCCGAGGGCUGUGGGCUGCCGCUGGAGACCCUCCACACCGCAGCCUUCCUGUCGCUGGACACCCAGCUGGCCCUCUGCUCCUCCACCAGCCGCAAACUCAUCCAGAAAUACUUCAGCAACAGGAUCCAGCAGCAGCUGGACACCAGCUCGGAGAAGUACGGGGCCGUGACCAUCAAAGCUCUGUACCGGCCGUCGGAGCAGAAGCUGCGCGUGGAAGUGCUCAACGCUGCCAACCUCAUCCCCCUGGACUCCAACGGCUCGAGUGACCCGUUUGUCCAGCUCACCCUGGAGCCCCGUCAUGAGUUCCCUGAGGUGGUGGCCAGGACCACCCAGUGCAAGAGGAAUGAGCUGCACCCCCUCUUUGAUGAAGCCUUCGACUUCUUGAUCCCUGCUGAGAAGUGCCGGCAGGAGGGGGCCUGUCUGCUGCUGACUGUCUUUGACUACGACACGCUGGGGGCCAACGACCUGGAGGGUGAAGCCUUCUUCCCCCUCUGCCAGCUGCCCGGGCUGGAUGCUGAUGAGGACCAGGCUGACAUGGGACGGGUGCCCCAGACCCGCCUCCCCCUCACCCACCCCAAACCCAGCGGAGAUGAAAUCCUCCGGCUGCUGGAGUCCAGGAAGGGGGACAAAGAGGCUCAGGCCUUCGUUAAGCUCCGCAAGCAACGAGCCAAGCAGUCCAAGGAGACAGAGUGAGGGAGGUGGAGGAAGAGGGUCCUGCAACAAGAGGCUCUGGCCAGGGGCAUCCUGAGUUUCACCGGUGCUGGAACCAAAAUCACAUUCAGGGAUCAGGGGCACAGGGGAUCACUGUGCCCCCCCCCCAGCAGCCAUCUCACCCUCUCCUUGGGGUAGCAAUGCUCCUGGGAGGCUGGGGAGGGCAGGCAGCAGGGCAUUUUCUAGCCUGUCCAGACUAGCAACACUACAGGGGGGAUGUGACAGUGUGUGGCUGUCUCUGCCCAUCCCCAUGAGCGUGUCCCUGCCGCAGCCCCUGGCCUGUCCCUGACCCCCCUGGCUGCAGCACUGCAGCAGGACACUGCAAACACAUCCCCAUUGACUUGGGCUGGGGACAACCCAUGGCCAAACCUGCCUUUUUCUUCUUCUUUUCCUUUUUUUCCUCUUGUGGAUAAGCCUCUUAUUUUAAAUUAAAAGCAACAAAGUUGA